AUGACGUCGAUUCCGAAUCCGAAGGCAUUUCCGCUCGCUGAUGCAGCACUUACAAACACUAUUUUAGACAUUGUGCAGGUUUCUUCCAGAUACAAGCAACUUAGGAAGGGUGCCAACGAGGCCACAAAGACGCUAAAUAGAGGCAUCUCCGAAUUUAUAAUCAUGGCAGCCGAUGCCGAGCCAUUGGAAAUCAUUCUGCACCUUCCGCUUCUUUGUGAAGACAAGAACGUUCCAUAUGUGUUUGUUCCGUCGAAAGAGGCCCUUGGUCGUGCCUGCAAUGUUUCGCGUCCCGUUAUAGCGGCAAGCGUCACUUCAAGUGAAGGCUCUGAACUAAGUCCUCAAAUAGUGGCCCUUCGCUCCCAAAUCGAGCGUCUUUUAAUUUAA
Mitosporidium daphniae is the source of this 384-nucleotide messenger RNA. Its product is annotated as Nhp2 non-histone chromosome protein 2-like 1. The record is from RefSeq and is a predicted model, not a curated record. The transcript has 2 exons. Gene Ontology annotation, cellular component: nucleolus; box C/D methylation guide snoRNP complex; U4/U6 x U5 tri-snRNP complex. Gene Ontology annotation, molecular function: RNA binding. Bases 1 to 384 code for a protein of 127 amino acids. NCBI's taxonomy places the organism in Eukaryota, Fungi, Microsporidia. Gene Ontology annotation, biological process: mRNA splicing, via spliceosome; maturation of SSU-rRNA; ribosome biogenesis.